This is a messenger RNA of Sitophilus oryzae (rice weevil), 948 nucleotides long. RefSeq lists its product as uncharacterized. Bases 1 to 795 code for a protein of 264 amino acids. The transcript has 6 exons. NCBI's taxonomy places the organism in Eukaryota, Metazoa, Arthropoda, Insecta, Coleoptera, Curculionidae. The record is from RefSeq and is a predicted model, not a curated record.
AUGGUACAAAGAAUACAAGGAAUAUCUUCUUUGAAAGACGUAGUCCUAGACAUAGAACCAAGAGUAGUCGAAUUCGGUAAAGAAAGCACUCUGCGGUGCAGUUACAACCUAGAAAAUGCUCCACUGUAUACAGUAAAAUGGUACCGAGGUUUACACGAAUUCUACAGGUUUACACCGAAAGAACUACCAAAUACCAAAAUAUUUCCAUUCGAAGGAAUGCACGUCGAUGAGAGCCAAUCGAACGAGCACCAAGUGGUCUUGCGAAACAUCGGUUUCAACUUAUCUGGCAACUUCAGCUGCGAAGUGACCACGGACGAACCGUCGUUCGCCACAGUCACCGUGGUUAAAGACAUGUUGGUCGUGGUUUUGCCAAAGAGUCCUCCAAGUCUAACGGCGGAUAAAAGUUUCUACGAGGUCGGCGAUGUGUUGAAAGCAUACUGUAGUUCGCCGCAAUCCAGACCAGCUGCCACCCUUACCUUUAUAUUAAAUAAUAUCGUGGUUUGCGAGAGAUGCGUGACGAGGAAGAAACCUUCUAGAGAACUAUUCACGAGCGAGUCACACUUGGAGAUGGUUCUUUAUCCAACACAUUUUCACAACGGCCGAUUAACUUUGAAAUGUGUCGCUCAAAUUGGUGAUUUAUAUCAAGAAGAUACCGACAUUACUUUCACCAAUGUUAAGGAUCCAAUUCCCGCUAGAGUGACCCAAACUACAUCCGAUGCCGAGAUGGGACAGCAUUCCAAUUAUAUGUCAAUAAUAAUUAUUAAUAGUGUUCUUGUCUGUUUGUAUUACUCUUAGACAUAGUGUCUUUCCGUUAACAAGGUUGUUUUCUAGUCGAAUACUUUGUUGUGAAGAGACAUAUACAGGGUUGUUCACCACAUACGACACGGAGUAUUGUAGCUAAACGAUGAGAUUUUUACAAAUUGUAAGUUUUGGGUUCGAUGAAGGACU